AUGUGGGGAAGAAGAUCCAUUGCGAGAGCUGGCGUAGCAUUUCAGGCCCGUCCACUCACCGUCCGCCCUGCCCCUCUUCGCACUAUACACUUGGUCUCGCGCACUCUGCCAACUCGACCUCGUCUACGUUUUCCUGCUUUGAAAACCUUCACGCCCGCCAGACAUUGCUCCGCUGAAGUCCGCAUGAUGGCCUCGCAAGAAAGAGAGACCCUGCCUGAUGUGGCCAAACCCAUCAACUACCACGUCUCUCUCUUCGAUUUACAGCUCGGUGGCUCGUGGGGAUAUAAGGGUACUUUGAAGAUCGAUCUCCAAGUCACCCGCGCUACAACCGAAAUUGUGCUCAACUCAAAGGAAAUCAACGUGCAAAAUGCCGAGAUCCUGGACAAGGAUGGAAGCCAAUUGGCCAAAGCAUCUGGAAUCACCUAUGAUAAAAAGUCGGAACGAGUCGCUUUGGCGUUCUCGCAGGAAGUUGCGCCAGCAGACGUUGUUCUGUCAAUCAACUUCACCGGUACCAUGAACAAUGCCAUGUCCGGUUUCUAUCGCUCGAAGUACAAGCCUACUGGAGAGGUAUCGGCCGACACCCCCAAGGAAGAUGACUUCCAUUAUAUGCUGAGUACUCAAUUUGAAUCUUGCGAUGCACGACGAGCCUUCCCUUGCUUUGAUGAGCCAAACCUGAAGUCCACUUUCGAUUUCGAAAUCGAGGUCCCCAAGGGACAGACGGCUCUCAGCAACAUGCCUGUGCUUUCCGAAAGAGAAGGUAGCACACCGGGACUGAAGUUUGUGACUUUCGAAAAGACACCAGUGAUGAGCACUUAUCUUCUGGCUUGGGCGGUUGGUGACUUCGAAUACGUUGAGGCUAUGACUGAGCGCAAGUAUAAGGGCAAGAGCAUUCCCGUCCGGGUCUACACUACUCGUGGUCUUCAGAACCAGGCUCGGUUUGCGCUUGAAUGCGCUCACCGCACGGUGGAUUAUUUCUCAGAGGUCUUUGAGAUCGAGUAUCCGCUUCCGAAGGCUGAUUUGCUCGCCGUUCACGAAUUUGCCAUGGGCGCCAUGGAAAACUGGGGACUCGUGACCUACCGGACGACUGCCGUUCUUUUCGACGAGGGAAAGUCGGACAACCGCUAUAAGAACCGAAUUGCUUAUGUUGUGGCCCACGAGCUGGCUCACCAAUGGUUUGGUAACCUUGUCACCAUGGACUGGUGGAACGAGCUGUGGCUCAACGAAGGCUUCGCAACCUGGGUCGGCUGGCUUGCCGUCGACCAUUUCUACCCAGAAUGGAAUGUCUGGUCUCAGUUUGUCGCUGAAGGUGUGCAACAAGCUUUCCAUCUCGACUCGCUGCGCGCUUCCCACCCUAUCGAAGUCCCCGUCAAGAAUGCCCUCGAGGUUGAUCAAAUCUUCGACCAUAUCAGCUACCUGAAGGGAAGCUCGGUCAUCCGUAUGCUCAGUGUUCACCUUGGCAGAGAGACUUUCCUGCGGGGAGUUGCAGACUAUCUCAAAUCGCACGCCUAUGGAAAUGCGACUACUAACGAUCUGUGGUCUGCUCUGAGCAAAGCCUCCGGCCAAGAUGUGCAUUCCUUCAUGGACCCUUGGAUUCGCAAGAUCGGUUUCCCUGUCGUCACUGUGGCAGAGGAGCCCGGCCAGAUCACCGUGAAACAAAACCGCUUCCUGUCCACCGGCGAUGCGAAGCCGGAGGAAGAUGAGACCAAGUGGUGGAUUCCUCUUGGCAUUAAGUCGGGACCUCAACUAGCCACCGUUGAUACCCGUGCUCUUACUCUCAAAUCCGACACUGUCCCUGGAAUUGGCGAAGAUUCUUUCUACAAGAUUAACAAAGACUUGUCAGGCUUCUACCGGACCAAUUAUCCUCCUCCACAUCUGGCCAAGCUGGGUCAAUCGCUUGAUCUCCUCAGCACCGAGGACAAGAUCGGUCUCUUAGGAGAUGCUUCUGCUCUCGCAGUCUCCGGAGAAGGCACCACACCUGCCCUGUUGACACUUUUGGAGGGAUUCAAGAAUGAGCAAAAUUAUCUUGUCUGGUCCCAGGUCUCUGCUUCUUUGGCGAACCUUCGAUCGGUAUUCUCACAGAAUGAGAAGGUCGCCGAGGGUUUGAAACAAUUCACUCUCCGCUUAGCCACCCCUGCGGCGGAACGCAUCGGAUGGGAAUUCCAGCCUGGUGAAGACUACCUAGUUGUGCAACUGCGCAAGCUCUUGAUCUCCAUGGCCUGUAAUGCGGGCCAUGAAGGAUUUGUCGCGGAAGCCAAGCGUCGCUUUGAUCUCUGGGCUGACGGUAAGGAUGUGAACGCCAUCCACACUAACUUGCGAUCGGUAAUCUUCGGUGUCAAUGUGUCGGAGGGUAGCCGUAAGGCGUACGACGCUGUGAAGGCCGAGUAUCUCCGUACGGACUCUGUGGAUGGCAAGGAAAUCUGCUUAUCGGCUCUUGGACGCACCAAGGACGCUGCUUUAGUGAAGGACUACCUGGACUUUGUGUUUUCCGACAAGGUGGCUGUUCAGGAUCUCCACAGCGGUGCCGUCUCUUUGGCUGGCAACUCGAAGGUCCGUCAUCUGCUUUGGGGGUACAUCAAGGAGAACUGGGAUGCAGUCUCCAACCGACUGUCCUUUAACAACGUUGUUUUCGAGCGCUUCGUCCGCAUGGGGCUGUCCAAGUUUGCCGAUCACCAGAUCAGCGAGGACAUUGCGGCCUUUUUCCAGGACAAGGACACGGUUGCCUACGACCGCGCGCUCGUGAUUGUUGCCGAUAACAUUCGGACAAACGCGUCCUACAAGGAGCGCGACGUGGCGUUGGUUCUCGAGUGGCUGCAAGCUCAUGGCUACGCUUAA
Molecule: messenger RNA, 2832 nt
Organism: Penicillium olsonii
Lineage: Eukaryota; Fungi; Ascomycota; Eurotiomycetes; Eurotiales; Aspergillaceae
Source: the annotation of a GenBank genome assembly